Drosophila busckii is the source of this 577-nucleotide messenger RNA. RefSeq names its product nuclear transcription factor Y subunit beta (gene Nf-YB). Bases 86 to 538 code for a protein of 150 amino acids. Gene Ontology annotation, cellular component: CCAAT-binding factor complex. The transcript is spliced from 3 exons. The record is from RefSeq and is a predicted model, not a curated record. Lineage: Eukaryota; Metazoa; Arthropoda; Insecta; Diptera; Drosophilidae. Gene Ontology annotation, biological process: regulation of transcription by RNA polymerase II. Gene Ontology annotation, molecular function: DNA-binding transcription activator activity, RNA polymerase II-specific; RNA polymerase II cis-regulatory region sequence-specific DNA binding; protein heterodimerization activity.
UCGCUAAGAAAACAAGCUAUAAAAAGCAAAAACAAAUUUGCGUGUAAAAUACAUAUGCAUAUUUAAAUUAACAAGAAUAACAGCAAUGAGCAACAGCGAGGAUUCACAGCAAUAUACUAACGAUGCUACAGUUAAAGACGAGGAUGAGGCAUCGGGUGAUGAAUCUGAGGAUGUUAUGCUACGUGAACAGGAUCGAUUUUUACCCAUUUGCAACAUAAUCAAAAUAAUGAAGGUCCCCGUGCCACCAAAUGGUAAAAUAGCCAAGGAUGCCAGAGAGUGCAUACAGGAGUGUGUCUCUGAGUUUAUAUCCUUCAUUAGCAGCGAGGCCAUCGAGCGCAGCGUUGCAGAGAAUCGCAAAACCGUUAAUGGGGAUGAUUUGCUGGUGGCUUUCAGUAAUUUAGGCUUUGAUAAUUAUGUCGAGCCACUGUCCGUUUAUUUGCAGAAGUAUAGAGAGUCGAACAAAUCGGAUCGGAAUUUGUUUCUAGAGGGCAGCUGCUAUAUGCAAUGUGAGGAUGGCAGCGAGGCUGGGAAACAGUAAUAGGAAUACGUAAAUAUCAUAGCUUAAGGGGCGUAGAAU